AUGGACAUCUCCGACAUCCUCCAAGAUCUUAACCGCGAUCGUGAUCCUUUCGACGACGACGACUAUAAUGACGGACGCCCUUCAGGACAAACUGAUCUCCAGGAUCUAACUCGGGCCUGGGUCAACGAACGCGGCGCCGCAGAACUCCUGCCCUACCCCAAAGACAACCUAAUCGAACGCGCCACCAACCGCAUAAAAGCGCAGAUCGAAAAAGUCGAAGAGAUGACCGGGGACAUGGACCCGAAAACGAACUUCAGCCUCAUCAUAAUCCAAACCGAAGUCGAGCGCUGGAAAUUCAUCAUCCGUUCCAUUCUGCGCGCCCGCAUUGCCAAGAUCGACAAACACACCCUAUACUACCUGUCUACUCCCGAGUUGCAGACGCGUUUGAGCGAGACGGAGGUUGCGUAUGCGACGAGACAUCAGCAGCUGCUGCACGGGCACUAUUUGGGUAGUUUCCUGGGCAGCUUUCCGCCGCAGUUGCAGAACUUGAAUGAUACGGCGGGGGGUAUAUCUAUGAUUGGUGGACCUGAUGAGGAGGGGGGUGUUUUUGUGAGGAGCUUGGGGUCUAGGGAAAUUGGUGGGGAGGGCGUGGUUGUAAGGGGGCGAGGGAGGGAUGGAGAUGGAGAAGUGGAAGUCGCGAGGGGGGAGGUUGUGGUGGCGAGAUGGGCCGAUGUGAAGGAGGCGGUUGAGAAAGGGGAGAUGGAACUUGUCUGA
This is a messenger RNA of Lachnellula hyalina, 714 nucleotides long. It is a transcript of the gene SLD5, whose product is annotated as DNA replication complex GINS protein. Gene Ontology annotation, biological process: DNA-templated DNA replication; double-strand break repair via break-induced replication. The coding region runs from base 1 to 714 and encodes 237 amino acids. The transcript has 2 exons. Lineage: Eukaryota; Fungi; Ascomycota; Leotiomycetes; Helotiales; Lachnaceae. Gene Ontology annotation, cellular component: GINS complex. The record is from RefSeq and is a predicted model, not a curated record.